ACCAGAGGGUAAUGAUGAAUAGCCAGGGUAUUGAUGUCCAAAUGGCUUCACAGGAAGGAGCUCUCGCUAUGGCACAAGCUGCUCAAGUCGCAGCGGCACAGGCAGCUGGUAUGGGCGGAGUCCAUAACGGAGGCCCUCACCCUGGACCCACUAUCAAUAACAUGAUUCCUCCGCAGUGGGCUGGUCCUAAUCCGUCUCCUCCAAUAAUACAUCAACACGUCAAUACUCCACCCCCUGCUCCGCCCAUUCAUCAUGACCUCCCUCCCACGCAACAGUCCUUCAGUGUCGUUGCUACGGUAGUAGGCAACGUUAGUGCUCCAUCCACUCAACCAAUCACCAGUAUGACCUCGGCUGAUGUUAAUUCGAACUCAAUACGUCCGCCGUCCAAUGGCCAGUUACCUCACCAGUUGGUGGGCGGUCCCAAUGAUCAUUCUGCCGCUGCCGCCGCCGCUGCUGCUGCCCUUGCGGCCGCUGCUGCUACAGCGACGGCUACAGCGACUGUAACGGCUCAACUCAAGAACGAGCAUUUACCAGCCAUGCCUCAGGGUUCUCCUGCUCAAUACUCCUCUCCUCCUAAUUCUACUAGUCAUUUCUCGCAUGCUAAAGCCCCGCCUAGUUCGUUGCCUCACACGCCUACUUUAUCGGCCACGCCUCCUUUUCCUGCUCUCCCCAAAAGCAUCAAUCCCGGGCCCGGAAGACCGGCCACUCCUACUGCAGUUAGAACGCCGACGAGUGUGAUGACGCCAACUGAGCCAAACUUUAACAAAGACCCACAUGUUUUUAAUCAUGGAGGCGUGGCUAAUCCGAUCCUAUCGAACCCCUUGAGUCCACUCGUACAACCGAAGCAGGCUUAUUCUACCCCGCCUCCUCCUCAGUCUCAAGGGGCGUGGCCUCAAGCAUCUCCACAGCAACAGCCGAUGCAGUAUCAGCAGUACUCACCACACCCCCAGAAUACUCCUCCUCCUCGGCAGCAGCAGCAGCAACAACAGAUGCAGUUUCAGCAGUAUCCUUCAGGGGGUGUGGCUAGUUAUCCUCCUAAUUAUCCCAACAUUAAGGGCGACUCUAAGCAUUUGCAUAAACCUUUGCACCUCAAGCAAGUUUGUCAACCAACCCACAACUACCUUGAGAUCACAGUUACUGCCUGCUGUUGUUCUCAUUUGUUUGUGUUACAGUUGGUACAUAGGCCCUCAGUUGGUUCUGUCUUGCAAGGUUUACUAAGAAAGCGUCUUUUACCAGCAGAACACUGUGUGGCUAAGAUCAAGAGGUGGUUUCAGAGCAAUAACGAUGAUAGCAUACAGCAAACUGGUAUCCUAGUCUCUUUGAAGUGUCCCAUUACUUUUAAGAGGAUACAGCUACCAGCCAGAGGAGCUGAUUGUAAACAUAUACAGUGUUUUGACUUGCAGUCUUAUUUACAACUCAACUGUGACAGAGGUACGUGGAGGUGUCCGGUUUGCAACAACAGCGCACAGCUAGAAGGACUUGAGGUGGAUCAGUAUAUAUGGGGAAUACUCUCUGGAGUCAAUAACAACAAAAUGGAGGUGGAGGAGAUAACGAUCGAUCCUAGUGCCAAUUGGAAAGCACAUUCCAGAGAGACUGAUGAAGAAGAUGGUCCUGUUUCCAAAAGAAUGAAGAAUGAAACUCCUGGUACUCCGAAAACACCAGCCUCCAUUAAAAAGCCACACUCAAACCCUCCCCCUCCUCCCAAACAAGAGUUACCUCCUAAUCUACCACCGCCCCCACACUUAAUUAGCAACAAUGCCCCUCCUCUUCCUCCUCCUCCAUUGCCUCUGCCUCCAGGCCUCAAUGGGAGCAGUAAUAACUUAAUGAAUAAUAAUAAUAAUAGUCAGCAAGGCGGCCCUCCAACUCAUCCACAGCAGCAGCAACAGAUGUCUAAUAUCGAUGAUAAUUUAGAAAAUCUCAAGGAGAUACUGGAUAAUAUUGGUGAUCCACAUUUUUUUGAUAAUUUAUCAACUUCUGGUGAUCAGUCCCAUUCAAAUGAACUGUUGUCAAUAUUGGAGAGCUAGCUCGUUCAUUAAUAAUCCUUGCUGAUUAUUAAUUAUAAUAAUAAUUAUUAUUAUUAUGUGUAUAAUAAUAUUAAUGACCAAUUUCCGACUUUCUAUACAAAAUGAUUGUUUACUUUCUUUCUCAAUUUUUGUACUUAUUAUUAUUAUUAGACUUCAUUAUUAUUAUUAUUAUUAUUAUUUCUAUUUUGUCUUUUGUGUCUCAAUAUUAUUAUUAUUAAUUUGUAUCAUUUUCAUUUUUUCCAUUUCUAUUAUUUAAAUAUAAACCCCU
Messenger RNA from Amphimedon queenslandica, 2292 nucleotides. Its product is annotated as zinc finger MIZ domain-containing protein 1-like. The record is from RefSeq and is a predicted model, not a curated record. Gene Ontology annotation, molecular function: SUMO ligase activity; zinc ion binding. Gene Ontology annotation, biological process: protein sumoylation; regulation of transcription by RNA polymerase II. The coding region runs from base 12 to 2024 and encodes 670 amino acids. The transcript has 9 exons. Gene Ontology annotation, cellular component: chromatin. NCBI's taxonomy places the organism in Eukaryota, Metazoa, Porifera, Demospongiae, Haplosclerida, Niphatidae.